Amphibalanus amphitrite is the source of this 3794-nucleotide messenger RNA. RefSeq names its product N-alpha-acetyltransferase 25, NatB auxiliary subunit-like (gene psidin). The transcript has 15 exons. The record is from RefSeq and is a predicted model, not a curated record. The coding region runs from base 354 to 3281 and encodes 975 amino acids. Lineage: Eukaryota; Metazoa; Arthropoda; Thecostraca; Balanomorpha; Balanidae. Gene Ontology annotation, molecular function: protein-N-terminal amino-acid acetyltransferase activity; protein binding. Gene Ontology annotation, cellular component: cytoplasm; NatB complex. Gene Ontology annotation, biological process: N-terminal peptidyl-methionine acetylation.
CGUAAUCAGUGCAAUACAAUUCUAGCUGCCAUAUGAAACAAAACUGAUGCAAAAAAGAAGGCCUUGGUUGCGGACCUACAACGUGAUCGCGCGUGUACUAAGUUAGCAAAUUCACAAUUUAUUUUUGGACUUCAAGUUCAAUCCAGCCAGCGUCUGUGUAUUUUGAGUUGUUAAAAUUGGCAAAGCAAUCAUUGUUUAUAAAAAUUCUAAGAUUAAGACAUAGAUAGACAAGGAGGGUCAAGGCGGUCAAGCUGUUCCGCUCUGCUGGUGUGACCAGCCGCUAGGCUAGCGUCUGUGGGUGCGCGUCCCUGGCGGCCGCGGCCGGACGACGUGCCGCAGCCGCCGGCCUCACAAUGAGCUCCGUCAGUGAGCGACGGCUGCGGCCCAUCUAUGACUCGUUGGACUGCGGGAACAGCAAAAAGGCGCUCCAGGAAGCGGACAGGCUCCUAAAGAAGCAACCGAACUUCGCCUGCGCCAAGGUGCUGCGUGCGCUGGCGCUGCUGCGUCUGGAGCGGCACGAUGAGAGCCGUAAGAUCGUCGAGGCCGUGGUCGCCGAGCUGCCCACGGACGAGAACAGUCUUCAGGCGCUCACCAUCUGCUACAAGGAGCUCCAUGAACCUGAGAAGAUCUGUGAGCUGUACGAGGCCGUCGUUAAGAAGGAGCCGACCAACGAGGAAUUCCUCUCACACCUCUUCAUGGCCUACGUGCGGGUGCUCAACUACAAGAAGCAGCAGCAGACUGCCAUGGCACUCUACAAGGCCUACCCCAAGAACCCCUAUUACUUCUGGGCAGUCAUGUCUGUCCUAAUGCAGGGGAUGGAUGCCGACGAGACUUCGCUAAUGUCACGCUCUGUGGCACUUCAGCUGGCCGAGCGGCUGCUGCUCAAAAUGGUAUCCCAGAACAAACUGGAGGUCGAGGCCGAGGUACAGCUCUACCUCAUUGUCCUCGAGAAACAGGAAAACUACGAGGGAGCUCUGAAUCUGUUGAACGGCAAGCUGGCCAACCUGCUGCGCGCACCCAACCUCAUCAAGGAGAAGCGUGCGAUGUACCUGCAGAAACUCGGUCGGUGGAAGGAGUUGACACUCUUCACUCAGGAGCUCAUCAGACAAGACCCGUCACAGUGGAGCUACUACGAGACACACCUGGAGGCCAUGUUCGCCGAGAUCGGGUGUCCAGCCCCGGUGGACAACGGUGACGGUGCCAUCCCUGUGUCCAACGAGAACCACACAUCUACCAACAACGAACCGGUCAACUCCAACCACACCGACAAACCAGACGAACCACCGGCGGACGGUCAGGUCGAGAACUCUGAACAGAAGGCUGCUGAGGGUCUCACGGCGCCCGCGGAGGGUGGUGCGGACGGCGCGGAUGCUGUGGGACCGGCGGCCACGGCACGGUUCCUGCUCCAGCUGAGGGUGGCUGUGGAUGGCCGCGAGCGUGCGCCGCUUCUGGCGCAGCUGCGGUUGGCCCUGGCGCUGCGGCAGAGACGACUGCCGCAGCCGCUGCCUAUUGACGACCUGGAGGAGGUGGUUCGGUUCAUCCGCUGCUACGGUGACCGGCCGUGCUGUUUCUCGGACGUGGAGCCGGUGCUAGCCCUCGUCAGCGGGGACCAGGUGUCCACCCUGCUCGAGCUCAGUCACGAUACCGUGGAGCUCAACGACCGGGGCGUGCCGUUCUCGCCGGCGGCCAUGCAGCGUCACCUGACGUGGCUGCAGCUGUGCCAGCACUACAGUGACAGCGGCCGGCUCGGUCAGACCCGGCUGGAGAGGGCCGCUGAGCUGCGGCGCUUCCACCUGGCCACGGCGCACUUCAGCGAGGGGCUGCUCGACACUGAACUAAGGCCGAACGACCACUACCUGACGCUGGCCGUGUACUGCCUGUACGACGAGUGGCGGGCCACGCGGCAGACGAACCACCUCCUGGACGCGCUGGCGCUGCUGCAGUGCGGCAUGGACAGCUCGCCGUCCAACUUCUACUUCAAGCUGGCGGCCAUCCACAUCUACCACCUGCUCGGCGCCGCCGGAGCCGCCUACACGGUGUACAACACGCUGGACCUGAAGUCGAUCCAGCUGGACACACUCAGUUACGUCAGCAGUCGACACGUGGCCGCACAGGGACAGCUGGCCGCCGCCCAGCUCGUCUUCAACACCGUCCUCAAGUUCUUCAACAACGUCAAGGAUACCACCGACUGUCUGAUAGCGGCCUACAAGGUGGGCUCGUUCCAGCAGAUCCCCGAGUUUAUCGAGCUCAAACGGCGGCUGGCGCACUCGGCCAACUACCUGCUGACGCUCACUGACUGUAUUCUGCUCGACCUGACCUCCGUGGCAUCUCAGCACGCGCAGACGCUGGAGCUGCUGCGGUACAGCUCGCUGUGCGCGGCCGCCCUCAGCCCCGUCCAGUGGGACCAGCUGCGCGACAACCGAGACGUGGCCGUGCUGCCGGCCUUCUCUGACACCGAGCGGCGGCAGCGGGACGCGGCCACCGCGCUCAGCUGGAGCCAGGACCUGCACCUGCUGCGGGCGCGCCAGCUCACGCUGCGCGCGCUGGUGACCGUGCUGCGCCUGGCGCCGCCGCAGAACGGUGACAUGGAACAGGUGCGCCAGCUGGCCGCCCAGCUGGCCGAGGCGGCGCGGCCGGCCGACCCGGCGCUGCUCGAGGACGGCACGCUGCAGCUGAGCGGACCGCUGCCGUCCCGCCUGCCGCGGCUGCUGCGCCGGCCGCACCUGCCGCUGCUCAGCAGACUCCUGGAGACGGCCGCCGACCUGGUGGCCGGUCAGACGCCCACCCAGGCCGUCAACGAGCUGCUGACGCUGUGUGAGCGGCUGGCAGAGCGGCCGCCGGCCGACGCCGGACCGGCUGAGCUGUUCGAGGAGGCGGCGCUGCUGACGGAGACGGUGGGCGUGGCGGCGGCCGUGUGGGGCGCGCUCCACUCGUGGACGGCGCCCACCCGACCCACCGGAAAACGAGGCAAAAAGAAGAAAGGAGCCGCGCCGGCCGUGACCGAGUCUGAGUGCCUCCAUAACCGGGUGGUGAACGCCCUGGUGGCGCUGGCCCAGUCCACCAGCCGCCUGGUCGAGGAGACGGGAGCCUCUCUGACGGAACAGAGCGCCGCCCAGCAACUGGGACACCUCUCCCUGGGCGCGACGGCACAGGAGGGCACUCUGCGGGACGCCGCCGACGCCGUGCGCCGUCAGCUGGAGAACAGUUACCGCUCCUCGCAGCGCGAGCUCGCCAAGGUGCUACAGUAUAAGGUGGAGUACCUGACCGCCUGUCUGUUGUGAUACAGAGACGUCCGCCCCCGCCCCCGCCCCGGGCCGGUCGGACGGGCGCACCGCUCUCCGGCCGGCCGCAAAGUACUGUGUGCGUUUUCAGCGUAAUAACUUUUCUAGGCGUUGCGUGCUGCUAACGGCCGGUGACAAUACGUGCGGUGUCGCGCUGGUGAGUUGUCUCACCCAGUGGAUACCGCGGCGCGCCGGCGGACCCACGGCCGCAUACCGCGGCUCGUGCCGUCCGGUGACACGCUAUUAUCAGGAAUACUGAAUACAUACCGCUCCUACGGAGACCGGGCCGUGUUCGUCGCGCGGUGAUGACCAGUGGGUCGUAGCAUGCUUGGGUCCGGUGCAGUGCAGUGUCAGGUAGAAGCGAUUGAAUACACGUGAAACUUGCGGGAGUGAUGGACAAAUUAGUAGCUGCCGUUGGGAUCGCGUAGACGCGAACUGGGCAGUGGGUAGCUCUCUCUUAGUGCGGGGAGUGCUCGUUAUUGAGUCAGGAAUACACGUUUUGACUCAUUUGAA